Microplitis mediator is the source of this 1809-nucleotide messenger RNA. RefSeq names its product anaphase-promoting complex subunit 10 (gene APC10). The transcript has 3 exons. The coding region runs from base 229 to 795 and encodes 188 amino acids. Gene Ontology annotation, cellular component: anaphase-promoting complex. Gene Ontology annotation, biological process: anaphase-promoting complex-dependent catabolic process; protein K11-linked ubiquitination. NCBI's taxonomy places the organism in Eukaryota, Metazoa, Arthropoda, Insecta, Hymenoptera, Braconidae. The record is from RefSeq and is a predicted model, not a curated record.
CCUAGACGUAUCACAAUUUUUAAUAACACUGAUAAUUUUAAAACUCUCCAUGACCGUACAGAUGAAAAUAAUUUCUUAAAUAAAAAAAAAAACGUUAUUUAUAUAAAGUAAAAAUUUAAAAAUCAAUUUUUGUUUCCCAAGACUGAUUCCGAGUGUUCAAAUGAGGAGAACAUCAUAACAUUAAUUCGAAACUGAUAAUUCUUGACUAGUUUUCAACAUAACCUCACGAUGAGUACAAAAACUAAUAGUGGAGGGGAAAUCGAUCCUGUACAAGAAGAAUUAGUUGGCAGAAUUCGUGAAGUAGGAAAUCAAGCAAUUUGGAGUCUGUCAAGUUGCAAACCCGGUUUCGGAGUUGAUCAAUUACGAGAUAAUAUCACUGAGACUUACUGGCAAUCGGAUGGUCAAUUACCACAUCUUAUAAAUAUUCAGUUUAGAAAAAAAACUACCAUUAAAGACAUUUGUAUAUACACUGAUUAUAAAUUGGAUGAAAGUUAUACACCAAGCCGAAUAAGUGUCAGAGCUGGAACAAACUUCAAUGAUUUACAAGAGGUUGAAAUAAUGGAUCUGAAUGAACCUAGUGGAUGGAUAGUCAUACCAAUAAAAGACAUCAAUGAUCGUCCAAUACGUACUUUCAUGAUUCAGAUUGCAGUUAUCAGCAAUCAUCAAAAUGGAAGGGAUACACAUAUGAGACAAAUCAAAAUUCAUAGUCCGGCACAAGAUAUUUUAAGGCCUUCUUUAUAUUUUCCUGAAAAGUUUGUUACAAAUGAAUUUAAAUAUUUUUCAGUAAUUAGAUAAAUAUGUAUAAUUUUUAGAUAACGAAAGAAUUAUUUAUUCUAUAUUAGGAUUUAAAUUGUUUUCUAUAUAUAUUAUCAUUAGUUUUACUUAUACGCAGGGCGAUUAAAAAAUCUAUCGAUAAUUAAAUCAUUUUAUAAAUCUCGAAAAAUUCUAUGUCUCCUGAAAAAAAGCGCGUUUUUAUUAUUUUUGAAUUUUAAAUUUCAGUGAUUUUGUUGAUGUGAUCUUUUGAAAUACGAAAAUAGAAAAAAAUUUUGUAAACCAAAAAAAAACUGGUGCAGUUACGGUUUUUUAAAAAGUUUUUCUUUCGCAUUUAAACCGAAACCCAUAUUCGAUUCCUUUUAAUCGAUUUAAAAAACCCGCUAGGAAAUAAGUACCCGUCCAAUAAUUACCCGCUUUCCCAUUAUUUUUACCAAAUUUUUUAUUCGCCACUACGAGUUACCCCUAAGGCCCAGUUUACUUCCCAAAAAUUUUCAACUCUACGACAAACUGUCGCCAAAUAUGAGAUAUUCGAACUUUUGAUUACAAUAUGGGUACAAUUGACCUCGAGUUGUCAUAAAGCUACAGCUGCUUUUUGAAGACAAGUUGACAGAAAGUUGCGGCAAAAAAUCUGGAGAAAACAGAAGUCACUGGUCGCUUUCUUUUUUGAGCAUGCGCAGAUGCGCACCAUUUAUGCGCGAAUUUUCCUUUAAUUGAACAUCAACUCCGCAGGCAUGUGACGUCAAAUUUCGGCCAUGACUUUCUGUUAACUUACAGUCAAGACGGCCAUUGAAAGUCUAGUGGAAAAAAAAUUCUGAAAUUGACAUCAUUGCCGGCAACUUGACCGAAACUUUUAAACAGAAAAUUUGCUUAGUAAAUCUAGUUAUCUAGGGUAAAAGGAAAAGUUUUGUGGUUUGCUAUAUUUAUGUGUGUAUACACAUCCGUUUAUAUACAAAAUUUGUAAUCGUAUUCGUAAUUACGUUUUGAAAAAAUUUCAAACGAUACGUCUUGUUGUUAAUUCAAUAAAUACAAAGAAAA